GCAAAACCUGGAGCUGAUGACCAAACGGGAUGUGAAGGCAGAAAAUCACGUCAUGAAACUGAAGCGGGAAAUAAGCUUGCUCCAGGUUCAGAGUUCCAACUUCAAGCGUGAAAAUGAAUCCCUGCAUUCAGGCCAGGGGGCCAGCCUGACCGUGGUGAAGCAGAACACAGAUGUGGCCUUACAGAACCUCCGUAUGGUCAUGAACAACGCACACUCCUCCAUCAAGCAACUGGUUUCUGGAGCUGAAACAUUUAAUCUCGUAGCUGAAAUCCUUAAAUCUGUAGACAGAGUUUCUGAAAUUAAAGAGGAAGAACAGGAAUCAUGAACCACUAAG
Messenger RNA from Erinaceus europaeus (western European hedgehog), 334 nucleotides. RefSeq names its product endosome-associated-trafficking regulator 1-like. The coding region runs from base 17 to 325 and encodes 102 amino acids. Gene Ontology annotation, biological process: regulation of cytokinesis; positive regulation of protein localization to cilium; positive regulation of cilium assembly. The transcript has a single exon. The record is from RefSeq and is a predicted model, not a curated record. Gene Ontology annotation, cellular component: centrosome; early endosome; recycling endosome. Lineage: Eukaryota; Metazoa; Chordata; Mammalia; Eulipotyphla; Erinaceidae.